Molecule: messenger RNA, 3830 nt
Organism: Pezoporus flaviventris
Lineage: Eukaryota; Metazoa; Chordata; Aves; Psittaciformes; Psittacidae
Gene: GABRB2
Product: gamma-aminobutyric acid type A receptor subunit beta2
Exons: 13
Coding region: 572-2047 (491 amino acids)
Biological process (GO): signal transduction; regulation of membrane potential; monoatomic ion transmembrane transport
Cellular component (GO): GABA-A receptor complex; neuron projection; membrane
Molecular function (GO): neurotransmitter receptor activity; extracellular ligand-gated monoatomic ion channel activity; GABA-A receptor activity
Source: RefSeq, a predicted model, not a curated record
GGAUGCAGCGGCAGGUGGAUGCUGCGGUGCUCGCCGUGGGGCUUCCCCGCUCUUCCACGCUCCAGACACGGUAGCUGCCGGGCGGUAUUAAAUGGCUGCCUGCUUUUCGGGGCUGCCGGCUGCUUUGCGGGUUGGCUGUUCAUCAUCUUAGCAGCCCUGCCGCCUCUCGGGCAGCGCCCCCCCGGCUACGCUCCCCCAGUAUUCCAAAUCCCUUCCCCGCGCAGCCCGGGCCGGCCGAGGACGUGUGCACGCCCAGAUCCGCUCCGCGGAGCAGCACAGAUCCGCGGGGCCGAGUGGGAUUUAAAUGUCACUCAAAGCAUCCCCAAAUCAGCUUUCCGCUCGUCUCCGGCUUCUUCCGAAGCAUUAAUUGGAUCCUACGCUGCUUUUGAAAAGCUUGGGUGCUUUACCCACAAAGGAAAUUUGCUCCAUCUCCAGCAGCAACCACUGCUCCUUUUGAUGUUGUGGUACGCCGUGCGCAUGCGCUUCACAUUAGAAUUACUGCACUGGCCAGAAUAAGUUGGAUCUCUUCUUCUCUUCACUGAAACCCUAAAUCAUAUCAAAAACUAAAGGGAUGCUGAGAGUCCGGAAAAAGGGUUACUUCGGGAUUUGGUCAUUCCCUUUACUAAUAGCCGUGGUGUGUGCACAGAGUGUCAAUGACCCUAGUAAUAUGUCACUGGUAAAAGAGACUGUGGAUAGACUGCUGAAGGGCUAUGACAUUCGCUUGAGGCCAGAUUUUGGAGGUCCCCCGGUGGCUGUGGGCAUGAACAUAGACAUCGCCAGCAUAGACAUGGUCUCGGAAGUCAAUAUGGACUAUACCUUGACAAUGUACUUUCAGCAAGCGUGGAGGGAUAAGAGGCUGUCUUACAAUGUAAUACCUCUAAACCUUACUCUGGACAACAGAGUAGCUGAUCAGCUGUGGGUUCCUGAUACCUAUUUUCUGAACGACAAGAAGUCAUUUGUGCAUGGUGUCACCGUGAAGAACAGAAUGAUCCGAUUGCAUCCAGAUGGGACAGUCCUUUAUGGACUCAGAAUUACAACAACAGCUGCUUGUAUGAUGGACCUACGGAGAUAUCCGCUAGAUGAGCAGAACUGCACGCUGGAGAUUGAAAGCUAUGGCUAUACAACAGAUGACAUUGAAUUUUACUGGCGUGGGGGUGAUAAUGCAGUCACAGGAGUGACAAAGAUUGAACUGCCACAGUUCUCCAUUGUAGACUACAAGCUUAUCACCAAGAAUGUUGUUUUCUCUACAGGUGCCUACCCAAGGCUGUCUCUGAGCUUUAAACUUAAGAGAAACAUUGGUUACUUCAUUCUGCAGACCUACAUGCCUUCUAUUCUGAUCACUAUCCUGUCCUGGGUUUCCUUCUGGAUUAAUUAUGAUGCUUCAGCUGCAAGAGUUGCUUUAGGAAUCACAACUGUGCUCACAAUGACAACAAUUAACACCCAUCUUCGAGAGACUCUUCCCAAAAUUCCAUAUGUGAAAGCCAUUGACAUGUAUCUUAUGGGAUGUUUUGUCUUCGUUUUCAUGGCUCUCCUGGAGUAUGCAUUGGUCAACUACAUCUUCUUUGGCAGGGGACCACAGCGCCAAAAGAAAGCUGCAGAAAAAGCUGCCAGUGCCAACAAUGAGAAGCUGCGGAUGGAUGUCAAUAAGGACAGAAGAAUAAUUGGCACAUAUCAUUGUCCAGAAAUGUAUUCAACAAAGAUGGAUCCACAUGAAAAUAUUUUGUUGAGCACACUUGAAAUUAAAAAUGAGAUGGCUGCCUCCGAGGCGGUGAUGGGGCUUGGGGACCCUAGAAGCACUAUGCUGGCGUAUGACACUUCAAGCAUCCAGUACCGGAAAGCUGGCUUACCCAGACACAGCUUUGGUCGCAAUGCCCUGGAGCGACAUGUGGCACAGAAGAAAAGUAGGCUACGGAGACGUGCAUCUCAACUGAAAAUUACCAUCCCUGACUUGACUGAUGUAAAUGCCAUAGAUCGAUGGUCGCGCAUAUUCUUCCCUGUUGUUUUUUCCUUCUUCAAUAUUGUCUAUUGGCUUUACUAUGUGAACUAAGAAACAAAGCCACACAGGAAGCAAGAACUGGAUUUCUCUUCAAAUCGGUUGUACAGCCAAAAGUGGGACUUAGAAAAAUUCUAUUCAGGACAAAAAGUUAUUUUAAAACACCUUAGUUGCUGGCCCACUCUAUGGUGUGUUUUUAUAAUGUUUUGGUUGUAUCUGCUAAAUCUUAAAUAACGUCAAGUUGAAGUAUGGACAUAUCCCCGUACCAAAAUAUAAGUGCAUUGUGAGUGUGAAGGCAGAUUGGAUUUUGACAAUCACUUCUCUCUCAUUGUCCCUCACUCCUUUUUUUUCCUUUUUCUUUUUUUUUUUAAUGGCCAUUUGAGUUUAGAGGUAAAAAUUAUAGAGCGGCAUUUGAGAAACAAGUUCUAGUUUCAGCAGAAGUACAUACCAUUCCCUGGGAAACUGCAUAUCCAAGUCGUGCAUCUACACUUAAGAGAGUGUACUAAGUUGUUAUAAUGCUUAUGAAACAUACACACUUUACCUUUUAAAUGUGUAAACUUGAAAACAAGUAGUGCCUAUCAUCUUUCCAAGAUGAUGAUGGUCAGAGGUUUCCCAACCAUAUUCAGGUACUUCCUGAUACUUAUUGAAAGAACUAAGCCUUUGACUGGUAAUAUUAGGGUUGGGUAUUUGCACAGAAGCUGAAGCAAAAAGCACUAGUUUUGUUAGGAUUUUUAAAGAGAGAACAUAUGUUCACAGUCACAACAGCUGCAGUUGUGAUAAGUAGAGGAAUGUAGCAAUGUUGUAAAAAUGCAUCAAGUUUGAACGGGUAGAUAUGCUGCUGGUUUGUGUUGGGGAAAGGAGAUCAUCGGUCCAAAGUGCCAAAAUCAGUUCUCUAGGUGGCUGCAAUUGUGCCCUACUUUUCUAGGGUGAGGAGAGCUGGAGAGCAGUAUAAAAUACAGCACCUAGGAGAGGGAAGGCUACAUGUAUGUAAAAGUCUGUGUGUGUGCAUACAUGUGCACACACGUAUCUGUACUGUGCAAAUGAAUGUUGUUGGUUAUAGUACAUACCUUAGUCUGAAAUACAUGGAGUUGUGUGAUUUCUUGCAAGUCUGCAAUCUUUCCAGUGUUGUGCUUGCUACUGUUGUUAUGCUUAACACCUUAUGUCCAGUUUGAUUAAAGGUAUCAUACCUCUUUCAACAGUAAAGAGCCAAGCAUAUAUAUUUCAGUACAAGAAGCUGUCAGGGUAUUUUCUCAGUCUGGGUUAGGCAAUACCAUUUCACUUUUUAUUUUGUUUUCAUUAAUGCCCUGUUUUAAAUAGGGAAAAAAAAAAAGUGGCCAUUAGUUUAAGAGUUUGAUUACACUCUUGAAUGUUUCCUGCUUUAGGGUGAUUUCCACUGAAAAACAAACAAAUUUCAGGUUUGCUUUAGAAAACUUUCUGGAAUAAAAGAAGGUUUUUUUCACUCCAUAGAGCUUUACUCAUAUAGGCAACAUAGAAUAGACAGAAAGUAGAAUUUUACAGGUAAAGGGGAGUUUGUCAUUUACUCUAUUGUGCAACUUUUUUCUGUAAGGAAAAAAGAAAAUCUCAAGAAUAGUAUAAAAAGAGUAAAAUUCUGAUGACUUUUUCUUAAGUUAGAUCCUCAGCACUGUUUGACAAAGUAUUUCAUGAAGUAAAAGCCACAUCUGUUAUAUCUACGCUACCUCUCAUCUGCAUAUCUCUACAAAUCUCUGAAAGAAACUAGAAUUCAAGUAUCUUCCAAAUAGUAAAGGAUUUUUUCAGGCAGGUACUUUUUCCCCAUUUAAGUAUUCUUUUGGCAAUAUUUUAAGAUAGUUCUUAAAAU